Messenger RNA from Ciona intestinalis (vase tunicate), 3440 nucleotides. The record is from RefSeq and is a predicted model, not a curated record. Lineage: Eukaryota; Metazoa; Chordata; Ascidiacea; Phlebobranchia; Cionidae.
GAUAUGUGUUUCGUGUACAUACUAUUCAUUAGAAGUACCUUGGUUUAACAAUUUUUGUGUAAUAUCAGUUUAUAGAGUUUUGCUUUUUUUGGUACACUUAAUUAUUAUGUGGAACGCGGCAUGGGAUUGGUAUUAUGGUUCAAACGAUGAAGAAAUAUUUGCCGACUGUAAAUUCAAUAAAGCAUACGAAGGUUAUGACGGAAAGAAAACUUCAAAGGGAAAACUGUUGAUUCGUCAUGGAACUCUUGCUAAUGGAGACUCCGUCAAUGUGUUCACUAAAGUGUGGAGAAAAAACAAAAGCCCUUGUCCCCUAGAUCUUUGUGCCAAACUUCUGAGAGUUUUAAGACACCCGAACAUUCUUCGUUUUGUUGGAUGUAUUCCUGUGGAAUCAGAGAUUCAUCUUAUCACUGAGCUUGCCUCCCCCAUCUCCACCAUUGAUGAUUUAGAUGCUAAUGAGAUAUGCAGUGGCUUGUAUGAUAUUGCACUUGCUCUGCAGUUUAUGCAUGAUAAGGCCAAAGUAUCUCAUAACAACGUGAGAUUUGAAAGUAUAUAUGUCACUAAAGAUGGUGUUUGGAAAUUGGGUGAUUUUGAACAUGCUUGUCCUUUUGCUGAGGCAAAUGAAGAACAAAUGAAAGUUGCGUAUAAAUCAAAUUCAAUCAUACCACCAGAGGAACAGGCCCAAGGAAACAAAUUAAAGCUUCCUCACAAGAAUGAACAUGCUCAUUGCAGAGAUGUGUAUGCAUUCGGUAUUCUACUUCAACAUUAUGCAGAUCAACUCAGAUUUGCCACUUUACUUACUAAAGCAAAAGUAUCGGAACACAUCGAAGAUAUUAUUCGUUCGGAUUAUGAGAAUCGUCCAACCAUGACUGAAGUUAUCUCUAUGCCGAUACUACAUUCAACUUAUAUUAAUAUUGUCAACUUUCUUCAGUCUGUGACAUUAAAAAGUGCUCGGGAAAAAGAGGAAUUCUUUCAAAUGCUCUUACUGAAGUUAAAAGAUAGUCAUAUAUUUGCCGAGGUGGUAGCAAAGAGAAUUAUACCUCUACUUCUAACACCAGUUAUAUUGUCGGAUCAAUAUGCAGUCAAACAUGUCAUACAACAUAUUCUUUGUCCUGUUGGAGAAACAGUUACAAAAAGACCUAAAGAUGGGCAGGGUGGAGUCUUACCUGAAAGUACCUUCGCUCGUCACGUUAUUCCUAAGAUUGUUGAAUUAUUCCAAUCUCGUCUCAUCCAUGUUCGAAUGAUUCUUGUGGAGAAUUUCUCAAAAUAUGUUCAUCUUUUUGAAAAAUCUGUUUUAAACAAUGUAGUGUUACCUGAAAUACUGUUGGGUUUAAGUGACAGCAACAACCAGCUUGUACAAGGAAGUCUCCGAGCACUUGCUGAUGCCGUGCCUGUGGUUGGUGGAGAUGUCAUUGUUGGUGAAGAAAGAGAAAAAAUAUUCAGUCACGGCGUUCCUAAAUUUGAUGGCCGAGCUUUGAACGAGAGUCAAUCUUUGGCGUUUGAAGUAAAACUUCCACCAAGGAAGAAAUUGGUUCGAAAACAAGAGGAAAAGAAAAAAGAAAGAAAACUUACUCUUCUGGAGCUUGCAAAAAUGAGGUCGGAGAAGCAUUCAACAUCUGAAGAAGAAGUUCAAAGGAAACAGAGAGAGAUGGCUUCUUCCAUUGAAAAUCAUUCAAAGGUAUCCUUGGACAGAGUUCCACAUACAACACUUCCCACUAAAGACAUUACUGCUGCAGUUGAGAGGAAACAGACGCUCAAUGUGAAAGAGAAUCAACAAGUUGUGAGGGAACCUGAAGUUGAGAAAUGGGCAAGUUCUGACGAUGAAGCUCACGAUGAGUGGCCUGAUUUUGAAACCCCAGAUAAAAUAGAACCUCCUGAGUUGCCAAAGGAAAAGUCACCAUGGCCUAAUGAAGAUGAAAAUAAUGAACUUCUUUCAAAAGCAGAAGUUUCAGCAACAUCCUCAACACAAAAUGAUCAAGAACAGGCUGUUUUAAGUCCCAAGAAAACUCUUUCACAAACAGUUAAAAAAACAAACAACAAGUUGCAGCUGAAAAAGAAAUCAACUGAUUCCAAGUCAAAACAAAAGCAGUCGGCAACUGUAAACAAUUCAAUUCCAAAGAAAGCAUUAAACACAAGGAGCAAUCAUACAACUCCAACACGCCUCGGUGAAGAGUUUGAAAUCACGGUAAAAAAAACCAUCAAACCUCCACUUAAUGAAAUGCAUUUUUUUGCUGAGAUGGAGCCAGAAAUAACAAGUUUAUCUCCGCUGAGUGCAGCCCUUGGUGGCAAUGCUUCCCAGAAACGAACAGAUGUCGGCGAAAAUUCUGAGAUUCGAUCUGUAGAUAGUGGCCGUGGAAGUCUUAUAACAGCAUUUAAUGCUGUCGAUGAUACGAAUGUUGAGGACGGUUGGGGUUGGGAUCAUGACUCUGUUGCUUGGGAAUAACAAAUCUUUGUAUGAAAGUUACAUCUAUGAUAUUUCAGAGGAAAGUACGAACAUUAUAAGCUGAAUCUCUUGGGCAGUGUUUUCAUGAUCUGUAUGUCAACCAAGUGCCAACCAAAUUUCCUAUGCAUUCACACAUUAGGGAUAAAAUUUCUUAUCAUGUUGCCUUAUUGAGUUUAAUAGAAAUUGGUAAAGAUUUUCAUCGUUGUUUCUACACAUGACAUUUUAUUUGUGACAAAAAGAAAUUAAUCAAAUAAGUGGGUUUCAAUCAUUUUUGCGCUAAGUUCCAACACAUUGAUCAUGGAAACCUAUUAUAAACUUGCUAUAACUAAAGGGAAUUAUUGCAAUUAUGUUAACAGCAACAACUUCAAGUUUACCAAGGAAUGUAAAUCUCUCUUACCAAUCUCUACCUUUUAAAACAUUCAAAAAAUGGUCUGUAAGCCAUUGGUACAGAUAACCUUACCUGAGUAGAGAUAUUUAAAGUAUCCUGUUAUAUUAUAUUUAUCUUUUAUCAAAAAACUUGUUACAAAAACAACAACUUUUUGUGUGUGUACAUUAAGUGCUGUUUAAAAAUUGCUUUAAAAUAUUUAACACCUUUACAACAAGUACUUUCAAUAUGCUAAUUAUCGUCUUGUGCAAUGAGUUUAUGUUACUGUGAAUGCUAUUAGUAAUGGUAUACCCAUACUUAAAAUUAAAUAUAUAUAAAAUAAUAAUUCUAGUAUUGUUUAAUGUUUAUAUGUGGUUUAAUUUGCUGUUUUAUAACAUAUGAAUCGUUCAUUUACAAUUUUAGAUAGAACAUGCCUUAGUUAUGUAAUCAGUGAAUUUAUUUUACAGCUAUUAUAUUUGCUAAAUGUGAAAUGUUCCAGGUAAAAGUAAAACUGUAUUUCCUUUUUUUAACUCUACAAAAAAGUUGUAAUAAAUGGAAAACUGUUGAAAAGCUGUAUAUUUAUAACUGAAUAAUAAACGAAUUGACUUGUCAGUAAAUAAAAGUUGACAUAUGAAG